Molecule: messenger RNA, 1047 nt
Organism: Lachancea meyersii CBS 8951
Lineage: Eukaryota; Fungi; Ascomycota; Saccharomycetes; Saccharomycetales; Saccharomycetaceae
Source: the annotation of a GenBank genome assembly
AUGUCUGUCGCAUGUCCUCAGGUCAGAACCCUCACCAAAAAGAAUGAUCCUUUGCACAUCAUCAGAACUCGAAAGCUAACGCAUAAUAGGCCGGUGACCAUUGCAGGUCCGAUGGUUCGCUACUCUAAGCUUCCCUUCCGCCAAGUUUGCCGUCAUUAUAACGUCGAUAUUGUAUACACACCAAUGAUACUUGCCAGAGAGUUUGUACGGAAUUCCCAUGCGAGAAUGGCUGAUUUCAGCUCCAACGAGAAUGAUUCGCCGUUAAUCGUGCAAGUAGGUGUCAAUAAUGUCACAGAUUUACUCAGAUUCGCAGAAAUGGUCGCUCCUUAUUGCGACGGUAUUGGAAUCAACUGUGGGUGUCCGAUCAAAGAGCAGAUCAGAGAGGGCAUAGGAUCAGCACUCAUUUACAACCCAGAUCUGCUCACCAGCAUGAUUUCCGCGGUCAAAAGCAAAUAUGGCGACAAGCUGAGACUGGAAACCAAGAUACGAAUCCACGACGAUUGGGACCAAACUGUCGAACUAUGCAAUCUUCUCUGUGACGCAGGCGUAGACUGGAUCACGAUUCAUGGCAGAACGAGAACUACGCGUUCCUCGGUGCCGGUAAACCUGGAUGCAAUCAAAUACAUCACCGAAAAGAUUAAGUGCAGAGACGUUCCGGUGAUUGCCAACGGGGAUUGCUUUACAAUGAAGGACUUUCAAAAGAUUUUAGACUACACGGGGGUUGACGGAGUUAUGGCUGUGAGAGGGCUUUUGGACAACCCAGCUCUGUUCAGUGGCCAUGACAAGUGUCCCUGGGGUGCUUUGGAACUAUUUUGGCACUAUGCUAUGGAAUUUGGCGGCCUACCGCAUCAAUUGCUUCUGCACCAUCUACACUGCAUGUUCGAGAGCAUGCAGCUGGAAAAGAAUCUACACAACGAGCUCAUGAAUAUCAAAACGACAACAGAGCUCAUAGACUGGUUUGACAGGUAUUUCAUUCUAAAAAGAGCCGAUGAGGACGGUUUUUCGGAAGCCAUCGAAAUACCUUACAAGAAUAAAUCAAAGGUUUAA